Messenger RNA from Notolabrus celidotus (New Zealand spotty), 3406 nucleotides. It is a transcript of the gene galr1a, whose product is annotated as galanin receptor 1a. Gene Ontology annotation, biological process: positive regulation of cytosolic calcium ion concentration; G protein-coupled receptor signaling pathway; negative regulation of adenylate cyclase activity. Lineage: Eukaryota; Metazoa; Chordata; Actinopteri; Labriformes; Labridae. Bases 191 to 1264 code for a protein of 357 amino acids. The record is from RefSeq and is a predicted model, not a curated record. The transcript is spliced from 3 exons. Gene Ontology annotation, cellular component: membrane. Gene Ontology annotation, molecular function: galanin receptor activity.
UAAACAGCUGCAGACCACUGGAAACACUGAACAGGUAUUGGUGGGAUCCUUAUGGUGACGUUGCCUCUGAAGGCAGGGAACAAAUGCAGAGCUUCAUCCAACCUUCAUUCGUGAGAAGAAGCCUGAGCUGCACGUGAAGGACAUGUUUCUUUUGUCCCAGUAUGUAACUUUUCUUCACUAGUGGAAAAAGAUGGAGCUUGAAAUGGAAAACCAAAGUUUGCCCUUUGACAGCACCACUGUGAGGCUGCAGAGUAAACACGUAGUUCUGGGGAUGGGCGUGGAUAACUUUGUUUCUCUCCUCAUAUUCGGACUUAUCUUCUUCCUCGGCGUGCUUGGAAACACGUUGGUGAUCACGGUGCUCGCGCGCAGCAAACCUGGCCAACCAAGGAGCACCACCAACAUCUUCAUCCUGAACCUGAGCGUGGCGGAUCUGUCCUACCUCCUCUUCUGCGUCCCCUUCCAGUCCACCAUCUACAUGCUGCCCACGUGGGUGCUUGGAGCCUUCAUCUGCAAGUUCAUCCAUUAUUUCUUCACUGUCUCCAUGCUGGUCAGUAUCUUCACUUUGUCUGCGAUGUCGGUGGACCGGUAUGUGGCCAUCGUCCACGCCAGGAAAUCUUCUUCAAUCAGAGUGAGGAGGCACGCGCUGCUCGGAGUGGUCCUGAUCUGGAUCCUGUCUCUGGUGAUGGCAGCACCAGUUGCGCACUACCAGAGCAUCGUGGAGAGGGAGGACAACAACACAUUCUGCUGGGAAGUUUGGCCGGAGCAGCAGAGGAAAGUCUACGUGGUGUGCACCUUUGUGUUCGGAUACCUCCUGCCUCUCUGUUUGAUUUCAGUCUGCUAUGCAAAGGUUUUAAAACAUCUGCACAAAAAGCUGAAGAAUGUCUCCAAAAAGUCGGAGCUCUCCAAAAAGAAGACGGCUCAGACAGUCCUGGUGGUGGUAGUGGUCUUCUGCAUGUCCUGGCUGCCUCACCACAUCGUCCAUCUGUGGGUGGAGUUUGGUUCUUUCCCUCUGAACCAGGCCUCCUUCGUGUUCAGGAUGGUGGCUCACUGCCUGGCCUACAGCAACUCCUCCGUCAACCCCAUCAUCUACGCCUUUCUGUCGGAGAACUUCAGGAACUCCUACAAGCAGGUGUUCUGGUGUCAGAUGCCGAGCAAGUGUCCAGUGAACGACACCAGGGACCCCCGCAGCAAGGUGGAGGCGGCGCCAUCAAACAUCAGUGCGAACUUCAAAGCUCACGAGCCUCAGGUCACCAAGAAGCUUUGAUGUUGCUGCUGAUGCUCAGAGAAUCAUCUGCAUCUGGGAGGAGCAUCAACGAGUCUGGAUUUUUGGGGCCAAUUGAUAUGUUCAUAUUUGUGAUUUGGUAAAAAAAAAAAACUUAUGUUAAGGUUAGCCUUAAAUCUAAGGCUGGUGUUUUUUAAAACCUUCAUUUCAGCCUCUGCCUAAGAUGCAUCACUUCAGCUACUGUCUCUUUAAGACCCCCUACAGCUCUCAGUAAGCCUCCUCCACUGUUGCCAGGCUCCAAAGUCAUUGAUUUAACUGGUGUUUCUCUAUUUAGAAUGACAAAUUCUGAAAUAUGACCUUUUGUUUUGGACUCCAAAUCUGAUCUAAGAAGUUUGUAAAGCAAAAAAAAAGGAACAAAGAACAAAUCAAGUGAUUCUGUUUUGUGUUUCAUUCAUUAAGCCUUUUUUUUAGGAGAUUCGCCAAUUAAUGAUGUGACAAUUUGUGCAACUCUUGUGUCCCUUUUGCAAAUCUUGAGCAACUUCGCAGUCUCGUCCUGGGAUUACUCCACCGCACGUUUACCUAACAAUUUUAAACUUUCCCAUGUUUAGCAUUGACAGCCAACAUUUUAACUAAAUAUUUGUCUGUAAGAUAUGAAAACAUCACCAUACCACCAUGGUAUUACCUGGUGCCAUAACAUUUAAAACAAUCUGACAAGGCCAUCCCUGAGCUGGUUGAUGUAAGACUUUCAAAAGAGCUAGGACUGUUUCAUUGACACCACUCUUGGACCACUAAGUAGGAAUAUAAAAACAGUAUCUGAUAACCCGGCCAGCGUAAAAGGCAACAAAUUCCAACAUGCAGCACCUCUGUAGCUCACAAAUUAAUACAUUAUUUUAGUCAAAGUCUAAAAAUGUAAAUUAGUCAUGUGUCUUGACCCUCAAUUUUGUCAUCGAACUAAAGCAAAGAAGUUGAUAUAUGUGUUCCUCAAAUAUUGUUUCUCUUUCAGACUUGUAGCCAAACUCAAAUGAAAAUUGAAAUGUUUAAUAUCCAAAAGCAAAAGAAUGUCAGUUCCAGCGCCCUCUUGUGGACUCAUCAUGUCAUAACAACACAGUCUUUACAUUCCUGUACUGGAAUUUAAUUCUUAGUGGGGAAAAAAAUGAAAUUUGAAACACUAAACAAGCAAAUGUUCCUAAAAUAAAUACUCUUUAAAAUGUCUGAACACUAAUAUACUGUUAUGGUAAUGUUUGGGAAACAAAGAAUAACAAACUGUACUUCAGGUUUGGUGAGGAAUAGAGAUCCAUUUACAUCCAUAACAUCCAAGCAUCAGAUGCCAUAACUAAAACUAAAUCAAGGUGCAACAAAAUAAUGCAAAUGAAUGUUUUCUACAUUACAUUUGAUAUCUUAUCUCUUCUUACUUAUUUCCAACCUCUUCAUCAAUAUGCUGGAUCUGUGAUGACUUCAAAUCUACCAGGAUUAUCAGCCAUGAUGAUGUAUUUGUAAGACUGGUUCUGAGUUCAAUUACACAAAACAUAUGAACAUAUGAUGAAUUUCCCGUGGUACAGUUUCAAGGCUUGGGUAUUAAAUUAAAGACAUAUUUUUAUCCUCAGUGUGUAAAACCAUUUCAUUACAACGUACAGACAUAAUCUGUGCUUUGGUUCGUGGUCUCUUGCUGCACUUUUUUUCAAGCUCUGAUAUUAAAACCGAGACAAAGAUAACACUGAAGGGAAUAAGAUGUAAAGCUUCUUCAGAUGAACUUGUUAGAACUAAAAUCCCCUUUGCAAUAAAAAGUGCAGACAGAUUUAAUUACAUGCCUUUUCUUCCCAGCUUUGAGAAACACAAAAGGCGGCAUGUUUCAAAUCUGAGGAGACUACAGUGUUCAGUGAUUGUUUGGUAUUGUGGUAACUGUGCACAUUCACUGGCUCUACACUUGUUUACAUCAAAUGCAUAAGAAUAAAUAUAAUGCAGCUUUUAACUGAUGUUGCAGAAUUUUCUCCACAUGUGCAGGGAAAACUGAGGUCAAUGGAAAAUAUUUACUUCACAGCAAAUUCUGUCAAAGCAAACACAGACUUCAAAUUUACCAUAAUCUCUUAUUUCAGCUCUGGAGACUCUGAUUUAAUGUGUUUUCAUAAAGUCACAUUUGUAAAUAAAAGUCUUGUACUGUGAAAUGAAUAAAUGAUACAACAAACA